Molecule: messenger RNA, 555 nt
Organism: Diceros bicornis minor
Lineage: Eukaryota; Metazoa; Chordata; Mammalia; Perissodactyla; Rhinocerotidae
Product: interferon alpha-4-like
Exons: 1
Coding region: 1-555 (184 amino acids)
Biological process (GO): cytokine-mediated signaling pathway; defense response; response to exogenous dsRNA
Cellular component (GO): extracellular region
Molecular function (GO): type I interferon receptor binding; cytokine activity
Source: RefSeq, a predicted model, not a curated record
AUGGCCCUACCCUUUUCCUUCCUGACGGCCCUGGUGGUGCUCAGCUGCCACUGCAUCUGCUCUCUGGGAUGUGAGCUGCCUCACACCCACAGCCUGGAUAAUAGGAGGACCUUGAUGCUCCUGGAACAAAUGAGGAGAAUCUCCCCCUUCUCCUGCCUGAAGGACAGAAAUGACUUUGGAUUCCCCCAGGAAAUGUUUGAUGGCAACCAGAUCCAGAAGGCUCAAGCCGUCUCUGUGGUCCAUGAGAUGAUCCAGAUCUUCCACCUCUUCAGCACAGAGGGCUCCUCUGCUGCCUGGGAUGAGACCCUCCUGGACAAAUUCUACACUGGACUUGAUCAGCAGCUGACUGACCUGGAAGCCUGUCUGACCCAGGAGGUGGGAGUGGAAGAGACUCCCCUGAUGAAUGAAGAGUCCACGCUGGCUGUGAGGAGAUACUUCCAGAGAAUCACUCUGUAUCUGCAAGAGAAGAAAUACAGCCCUUGUGCCUGGGAGAUUGUCAGAGCAGAAAAAUCACCAGAUCCUUCUCUUCAUCAACAAACUUGCAAGAAAGAUUAA